Aspergillus pseudotamarii is the source of this 3264-nucleotide messenger RNA. Its product is annotated as coatomer subunit gamma. Gene Ontology annotation, biological process: intra-Golgi vesicle-mediated transport; protein secretion; endoplasmic reticulum to Golgi vesicle-mediated transport. The record is from RefSeq and is a predicted model, not a curated record. Lineage: Eukaryota; Fungi; Ascomycota; Eurotiomycetes; Eurotiales; Aspergillaceae. Gene Ontology annotation, molecular function: structural molecule activity. The coding region runs from base 308 to 3055 and encodes 915 amino acids. The transcript has 6 exons. Gene Ontology annotation, cellular component: Golgi membrane; endoplasmic reticulum-Golgi intermediate compartment; endoplasmic reticulum.
UCUGGACCUCCUCGUCCGACGCUUUGGCAGAACAUCCAUUCAUUCUUCCCUGGGACGGGUUUCUCAUAUCCUCCACUCAACUUCGUCCCCAUAUUCGCUCCCUACCCCGUUCCCCUGCCUCUCCUGGAAGAUAAUGAGGGUGCGCUAAUCGCUGUUUCACCGCCUGCACGACCUACAACUAAACAUUGGGACCUGACCCGCCCUUACUCGAUCAUUGACUCCGACGUCACUUCAACGGGGUUUAGUUCCUAUACACAGAGUGUGAGAUAGAGAGUCUCAGCUGCUGCAAUUCCUGCAGCCCGUCAUCAUGAGCUACAUGAAGAAAGAUGAAGACGCCGACCAGACUAUGAUCAAGCUGGAUCGGACCUCCGUCUUCCAAGAUGCCCGACUGUUCAACACCUCCCCGAUCUCUCCGCGACAAUGUCGUACCCUUCUGACCAAGAUUGCGGUCCUCCUUUUCACCGGGGAGCAAUUCCCCACGAACGAGGCGACUACGCUGUUUUUCGGUAUUUCCAAGUUGUUCCAGAACAAAGACCCAUCGUUGCGGCAAAUGGUAUAUCUCGUUCUGAAAGAGCUUGCCAACACUGCCGAGGAUGUUAUUAUGUCGACUAGCAUUAUCAUGAAAGAUACCGCCGUCGGUAGCGAUGUGCUCUACCGGGCGAACGCUAUCCGUGCUCUGUGCCGCAUCAUCGAUGCGACGACUGUGCAAGGUAUUGAACGAUUGAUCAAGACCGCAAUUGUUGACAAGACCCCCUCGGUCUCCUCCGCCGCCCUGGUCUCUUCGUACCACCUCCUCCCGAUCGCCCGUGAUGUUGUCCGCAGAUGGCAGAGUGAAACACAGGAAGCAGCAUCGUCCGGAAAGCAAUCGACUGGAUUCCUUGGGUUUGGUGGCAGCUCUACCCAUGCCAUCUCGCAGUCGAACUUCAUGACACAAUACCACGCAAUUGGCCUUCUCUAUCAGAUGCGCUCGCAUGAUCGUAUGGCUCUUGUGAAGAUGGUUCAGCAGUAUGGUGCUGCUGGUGUGAUCAAGAGCCCGGCUGCACUUGUCCUGCUGGUGCGGUUAGCAGCGAAGUUGGCAGAAGAAGACCAGAGCUUGAGAAAGCCUAUGAUGCAGAUGCUUGAUGGCUGGCUCCGACACAAGCACGAAAUGGUCAACUUCGAGGCGGCGAAGGCUAUCUGCGAUAUGAGGGAUGUUACCGAUGCCGAGGCCUCUCAAGCUGUCCAUGUCCUGCAAUUGUUCCUGUCCUCUCCCCGGGCGAUCACCAAGUUCGCAGCUAUCCGCAUUCUUCAUAACUUCGCAACAUUCAAGCCCCACGUGGUGAACGUUUGCAACCCUGACAUCGAAUCGUUGAUCUCAAACUCCAACCGCUCCAUUGCUACUUUCGCUAUUACCACGCUGCUCAAGACUGGCAACGAGGCCAGUGUCGACCGUCUGAUGAAGCAGAUCUCAGGCUUCAUGGCUGAUAUCACCGACGAGUUUAAGAUUACUAUUGUUGAGGCUAUUCGCACGCUGUGUCUGAAGUUCCCCAGCAAACAGGCCGGCAUGCUUGCAUUCCUGAGCGGCAUUCUGCGGGAUGAGGGUGGAUAUGAGUUUAAGCGGAGCGUCGUCGAGAGCAUGUUUGAUCUGAUCAAAUUCGUUCCUGAGAGUAGGGAAGAUGCUCUCGCCCAUCUCUGUGAGUUCAUUGAAGACUGUGAAUUCACCAAACUGUCCGUUCGGGUUCUGCACCUUCUUGGUGUAGAAGGCCCCAAGACUUCCCAUCCUACCAAGUACAUUCGCUAUAUCUACAACCGAGUUGUUUUGGAGAAUGCAAUUGUACGAGCUGCUGCGGUGACAGCCUUGGCCAAGUUUGGCGUUGGACAGAAGGACCCAGAAGUGAAGUCAAGCGUUUCCGUUCUUCUCACACGCUGUCUUGAUGACACUGAUGAUGAAGUGCGUGAUCGUGCUGCUCUCAACCUCCGUUUAAUGGCCGAGGAGGAUGAAACAGCGUCGCUUUUCCUUAAGAACGACUCUAUGUACUCUCUUUCCACAUUCGAGCACCAGCUCGUGAUGUACGUGACAUCGACGGAGAAAGAGACGUUUGCCGCGGCAUUUGACGUCUCUACGGUCCCGGUUGUUACUCAGGAGCAAGCCCUGGCCGAAGAACGGACCAAGAAACUCACGACUGCAACCCCCACACUCAAGGCUCCAUCCACCGGUCCCCCGAAGAGCAAGGCCAAUGGUGUUGCCGAAGCCGCGACCGUUGCUGCCACCCAGAAGUACGCCGAGGAGCUUAUGCGGAUUCCAGAGCUCAAGGAGUAUGGCACCUUGCUCAAAUCUUCUGUUCCCGUCGAACUUACCGAAAGCGAAACGGAGUACGUCGUCACGGCGGUCAAGCAUAUCUUCAAGGAACACAUUGUGGUGCAGUACGAUAUCAAGAACACUCUGCCGGAUACUGUUCUAGAGGAUGUCACUGUUGUUGCAACGCCCUCCGAGGAAGAUGUUUUGGAAGAGGAGUUCAUCGUGCCCGCCCCCAAGCUUGCGACAAACGAGCCCGGAAUUGUAUAUGUUACGUUUAAGAAACUUGCUGGCGAGAACAGCGUACCAGUCACAUCAUUUACAAAUAUUCUGAAGUUCACUAGCAAGGAGAUUGAUCCUACAACUGGUGAGCCUGAGGACAGCGGAUAUGAGGACGAGUACCAGGUCGAAGAUCUGGAGCUCACGGGCAGCGAUUAUGUUAUUCCCACUUUUGCUGGCAGCUUCGAUCAUGUCUGGGAGCAGACUGGUGCAAACGGAGAGGAAGAAAGCGAAACUCUGCAACUUAGCAACAUGAAGGGCAUAUCAGAUGCCACCGAACAAUUAAUCUCCGCGCUAUCUUUGCAACCUCUUGAAGGAACUGACGUCGCCCUCAGCAACAGCACACACACGCUCAAGCUAUUCGGAAAGACGGUAUCAGGUGGCCGGGUUGCAGCCCUGAUCAAGAUGGCAUUCUCCAGCAAGACCGGUGUCACAACGAAGAUUACCGUUCGGGCGGAGGAGGAAGGCGUCGCACCGGCUGUGAUUGCAUCCCUUUCCUAAGGUUGUAAAUUGUAAAUGGUAAUGGAGGAGGUUGUCAUGUCAGGAGACCUACCCCUGCAACGAGUCCUGCAUUAUGAGAUCGGACUUGUUUCGUUUGUUCCUUUCCCAAUUUUUGAUAAUCCAGAUGUCAAGCUAGAUUUGAUGGCUUCUCUUUUAUUCUAUCCCCUUUAACCCUUUCUUUGUAGGUCUCUAAACUGCUUUUCUUUUUU